CGUUCCACCGCCCGAAGACAGCGUCAAACAAGCCAACGCGAUGCAGGUGUUUCUACUCGUCUCCAUAUGCCUCGGCAUGGCCUAUGGGCAGUCCAUCAUGACCGUCCGCACCACCCACACAGAAGUAGAGGUCCAUGCCGGCGGUACCGUGGAGCUCCCCUGUGCGUACCAGCUGGCGAACGACACCCAGCCUCCCGUCAUCUCAUGGCUCAAGGGGGCAUCACCGGACAGGAGCACCAAGGUCUUCAAGGGGAACUACAACUGGCAGGGAGAAGGGCUGGGGUUCGUGGAGAGCGACAGCUACAAGGAGAGUUUCGGGGACUUCCUCGGUCGGGCCUCGGUGGCAAACCUGGCCGCGCCCACUCUGCGGCUUACUCACGUUCACCCACAGGACGGUGGGCGGUACUGGUGUCAGGUGGCGCAGUGGAGUAUCCGGACAGAGUUCGGGCUGGACGCCAAGUCCGUGGUGCUGAAGGUGACAGGCCACACCCCAUCCAAUAAUGUCCACGUCUCCACGGCGGAAGUUGUCCAGGUUGACGAGGGCAAUGACAUUACCAUGACGUGCCCCUGCACCGACUGCGCAAACGCCAACGUCACGUGGUACACCGGGCCAACCUUCUUCGAGAACUACGAGACCGGCACCUACCAACCACUGGCUAACAAGAACCAGUUCGGCAUCACCUGGUUCUCGUCUGAGAUCGCGGGCCGGGCGAGCUUCAGCGGCGCGCGCAACCUGGUUCUUCGGGCCGCCAAGAUCACAGACGCCGGCCGCGUCUGGUGCGAGCUCGCGACUGGACAGGGAGAGCUAGACGCGGACAGGUCCUCAACCAUCCUCAAGGUCCAACUGGAACCGUUCACCUGUGACGGUAAGCCGACUGGCCUGUACGCCGACCCCACCGCCUGUGACUACUACUACCAGUGCAUCCCUGGCUAUCCUCCCCUACACCGCCCCUGCGGGUAUGCCGGCAUGGUAUUCAACGAGGAGAUGCAGUACUGCGACUGGGACAUCAACGUGCCGCCACCUUGCGGAAGCAAGCCGGUGUGAUCGCACAGGGACGUCACCUAGCGGCAACAAAGGGAAAAGCAGCCUCCAGAUGUGCACUCAAGAGCGAAAAAUCAGUGACGUAGCUAUAACACAGGCUUCGUGCGACAAUAAAGAUUGGCAAAAGC
Branchiostoma floridae (Florida lancelet) is the source of this 1170-nucleotide messenger RNA. RefSeq lists its product as uncharacterized. The record is from RefSeq and is a predicted model, not a curated record. The coding region runs from base 41 to 1045 and encodes 334 amino acids. Gene Ontology annotation, biological process: cellular response to lipopolysaccharide; negative regulation of T cell proliferation; T cell costimulation. Gene Ontology annotation, cellular component: extracellular region; external side of plasma membrane. The transcript is spliced from 9 exons. Gene Ontology annotation, molecular function: chitin binding. Lineage: Eukaryota; Metazoa; Chordata; Leptocardii; Amphioxiformes; Branchiostomatidae.